This is a messenger RNA of Chelonoidis abingdonii (Abingdon island giant tortoise), 1294 nucleotides long. Lineage: Eukaryota; Metazoa; Chordata; Testudines; Testudinidae. The record is from RefSeq and is a predicted model, not a curated record.
AUGUCGGACCUGCCCUGUAGGUUACAGAUGCUCCCCUACUUCCCCAGCUCCUUUAACAGCCCCUCCCUGCGCUUUGAGUGUCUGCUUCAGAGCUUCACAGACUCACAGAGCAGCCUGCCAGGCACGUCCCAGGAGCUGCUCGCAUCAGCUGUGGCCGAGGAUCCAGUGAGCACGGCUGGGAGGAGGUGUGACACCAUCUACAAAGGCUUUGCCGAAUGCCUCAUCAGCCUGGGGGACAGCAUGGCCCAGAGUGUCCAGAAGCAGCAGGAGGACAGUGGGCAGGAUGGGCAGGAGCUGGACACCAUCUGCAGGUCCUGGGACGACUUUCACACCUGCGCCAACAGGGUCUUGUCCCGCUGCCCUGAUGAAGCUGCUGCCAUCUGGGAGUCGCUGCGCCAGGAGUCCAGGAAGAUCCAGUUCCAAGGGAACCUGCACGACCUGUGCAGCGCGCGAGCCAGGCCGCCCGGCAGCGUGCGGGGCUCAGCCGUGGACGAGACUAACAAGGAGACCCUGCGGGGCUCAGCCUUGCUCCCCCGGCCGAGCCUGCUGGGCACCCUGCCACUCCUGGUGCUCAUAUCACUCCUGGUGCCCUUCGUCUAGCCAGGGAGCCGUGGCCAGGCACCCCCUGCCAGCAUCCAGCGCCAGGCACCCCCUGCCGGCACCCGGCACAGACUCGCAGGGCUGGCACUGCAAGAGAGGUCAGGGUUACACUGUAAAUCCUGUGCGCCAGGAGCUGUGGGCACCAGAGCCUGCUGCCCACCAGGUGUUUCCAGCCUCUUUCAAGCCAGCCAGGGACUAUGGGGAAGCCAGAGGCCGGGUUCCCCUGGCACAGCCUGGGGCCAGGGGCAUCGUGUCCCAUGGGGCAAAUGAGGCUGGAGCCCCCUGGGUCCUGUGUUUCCAGGGAGAUCUGGACCACAGUGACUGAGCUCCCCAUCGCCCUGUGCGCACAGCUCUCCCUGCAGGGACUGGCCUGACCCCGGCCCCACUUCCCUCGGCCCGGUCUGCACCGGCAGCUUUCCUGUGCCCCCCACGCCCACCCUCACCCCAGGGAGUUGCUUUCCACCUGGGCCUGUCUCAGUGCCCAAGCUGGAUCUUUGGAAAAAGGUUCGGCCUAUGACUCCUCAGGCCGGCUGCCCUAAUCCCACCCCUACAGCUCUGCAGGCUCCUCUCUCUCCUUGUCCCUGAGAGAAGCCAGAACAUGGCUUUGUGGAGGAAGCCGAGCCUGGGAACCUUCCCCCUGGAGCUGCUGCUGCCUCCAGGGGAGACGUCCCUCACCUCCUUCCCCUUGGCCGCG